UCCUAAAAAUGCUCAUAAAACUUGUUUUGCUAAAACUUGUUCUAAAUACUAGUUAUCCAAACAACCAAUUUACGUUGCAAGUUUUAAGAUAAAACUAUGGGCGAUGCUAGGCGUAAAUCGGAUGAUUUGUUACAAAUUUAGGUCGCCCCCAGAGCCGUCCGAUCUGACACUCCCAACCGCAGGAUCGGACAACACCACGACCAAGUCAUGGCAACAACUCCAAGGCAGCACCGACGGCGCCCGGGUGGCGCUCAUUGCACCUCCGACAAACCGCCGCGGCGCUUCAUUGCAACUCCGGCGAUCCCCGCGGCGCUUCAAUGCAGCGGACGUUGAUGCCACUGGAGCUGCGAUGCAGCGGCCGUGUCGUCGUCGGAGUUGCUAUGCAGCGGCCCCGACACCACCGGAGCUGCUAUGCAGCGGUCGUCGAGGCCACCGGAGCUGCAAUGCAGCGGCCGCGACACCGCCGGAGGUGCGAUGCAGUGCUCGUUGAUGCCGCUGGAGGUGCGAUGCAGCGCCCGCGACGCCGCCGGAGCUGCAAUGCAGCGGCCAUGUCGUCGUCGGAGUUCCAUUAUAGCCGCGGCCGUGCUUCAUUGCAGCUCCGAUGAAGCUCCAUUGCAACCGCG
Triticum aestivum (bread wheat) is the source of this 623-nucleotide messenger RNA. RefSeq lists its product as uncharacterized. The record is from RefSeq and is a predicted model, not a curated record. Lineage: Eukaryota; Viridiplantae; Streptophyta; Magnoliopsida; Poales; Poaceae.